AUGAUUCAGGGUCUCGCCAUAGUUGCUCUUCAUGGUAUUAUACAUGAAAGAAAGAAAAUAUUUGUUGCUCGAUCAAAUUGUAUAAAGAAGACUAGUAAUGAGGAGAACUCUGGUCCACCAACCAGAGUACUCUGUCUUUUGAACGUAGUAUCGCGUGAUGAUCUACGCGAUGGACGAAUUGAUAUAGAAAUGUUGGAGAGUUGUAAGAAAGUGUGGGAAAGCAACAGAGCAGUACAAAGCGUAGAAAUUCUAGUACCUAUUGGAGGUGCUUCUGUACCUGGCUGUGGCAAAAUUUUUAUAGAAUUCACAAAUGUGAACUUUUGUCAAUGCAUAAAAAGUUUAUUCGAUAAUAUUUAUUAUGAUGUCUCUACUGUCGUAACAUCUUAUUAUGACGUAGAUAAAUAUUAUCGCCGUGAAUUUUAA
This is a messenger RNA of Teleopsis dalmanni, 423 nucleotides long. RefSeq names its product splicing factor U2AF 50 kDa subunit-like. The transcript is spliced from 2 exons. Gene Ontology annotation, cellular component: U2-type prespliceosome; U2AF complex; commitment complex. Lineage: Eukaryota; Metazoa; Arthropoda; Insecta; Diptera; Diopsidae. Gene Ontology annotation, molecular function: poly-pyrimidine tract binding; pre-mRNA 3'-splice site binding. The record is from RefSeq and is a predicted model, not a curated record. Bases 1 to 423 code for a protein of 140 amino acids.